Messenger RNA from Xenia sp. Carnegie-2017, 6735 nucleotides. RefSeq names its product deleted in malignant brain tumors 1 protein-like. The record is from RefSeq and is a predicted model, not a curated record. Bases 148 to 6498 code for a protein of 2116 amino acids. Gene Ontology annotation, cellular component: membrane. Gene Ontology annotation, molecular function: protein binding; calcium ion binding. Lineage: Eukaryota; Metazoa; Cnidaria; Anthozoa; Malacalcyonacea; Xeniidae. The transcript has 35 exons.
CAAACUGACACAAAUCCGUUUCCCGAUUACGUAUGUAAUGACAUAAUUUAUAUAUUGAUCAGGUUAUAAAUGUGUUGUUCCCGAUGAACGUUAAUGUCGUUCGUUUGUUUGAAGUUCUAUAACAGCCGUUAUCAAUAUAAAUAAAUUAUGUUUAUUUGCUACCCUUCCAAGUUACUGGUCAAUGAAAUGGCUUCUGGUAGACUGUUGGUUUUAACUCUUGUUUUCAUGACGAUUGUAAAAGCAAAAGAGCAAUUAUAUGCCGUCAGACUUCAAGGACCAAAAAAGGACUAUGGAACGGGACGAGUUGAAAUAUUUUACAAUGGACAAUGGGGAACAAUUUGUGAUGACAGCUGGGAUUUAAAUGAUGCUGAGGUUGUUUGUCGUCAACUUGGUUAUGGAAGUGCGUACAAAGCUUUACAAGGAGGCUAUGUUCCUGAUGGUAAAGAAAAGAUAUGGUUAGAUGAUGUUAGGUGCAAUGGAAGUGAACAAAAUCUUUCAGAUUGUUCUCAUCAUGGAUGGGGAAGACACAAUUGUAGACAUUCAGAAGAUGCAGGUGUAGAUUGCUCUCAGGAUGUCCCAAGAUUGUCAAUCAGACUUCAGGGAUCAACAAGCUCCAAUGCCACAGGUCGUGUAGAAAUAUUUUACAAAGGAGAAUGGGGAACAGUAUGUGAUGAUGACUGGGAUAUAAACGAUGCUAAGGUUGUAUGUCGUCAACUUGGUUAUAAAACAGCUCUGGCAGCUCUUAAAGGAAAUGUUGUUCCUAGUGGUAAUGGUACGAUAUGGUUAGAUGAUGUUAAGUGUACAGGAAAUGAAUUGUAUCUUUCAAGUUGUUCACACAGAUACUUUGGAGGUCAUAACUGUAAUCACUCAGAAGACGCCGGUGUAAAAUGUUAUGAAGACGUUGAUGAAUGUUCUCUUUCUACUGAUGAUUGUCAUGAAAAUGCAAGUUGUUUCAAUACAGAUGGAUCAUUUUUAUGCAAAUGUAACUUUGGCUUUUUGGGAGAUGGAAAAUUUUGUUCAGAAAGAACUGUUGCAAUUCGUGGACCAAAAAGUGAAAAUGGUACUGGUCGUGUAGAGGUUUUUCACAAUGGAGAAUGGGGAACUGUUUGUGAUGACAGAUGGGAUGUAUAUGAUGCUGAUGUUGUUUGUCGUCAACUUGGUUAUAAAUAUGCCAGCAAAGCUUUACAAGGAAGUUUUGUUCCUGAUGGUAAAGGAAAGAUAUGGUUAGAUGAGGUUAGAUGCAAUGGAAAUGAACAAAAUCUUUCAAGUUGCUCACAUAACAAAUGGGAGAAUCACAAUUGUGCGCAUUCUGAAGAUGCAGGUGUAGAAUGUUCUGAAGAUUUAGAUGAAUGUUCCCGAAACUUACACGACUGCAGUAUCCAUCGCCAGUGUGUAAACACGUUUGGAAGUUAUAGAUGCUUGUGUAAAUCUGGUUAUACAGGAAAUGGAACUAUUUGUAAUGACAUCGAUGAAUGCUCUGUUUCUACUGAAAAUAACUGUCAUGAAAAUGCGACAUGUAUAAAUACUUUGGGAUCAUUUUCAUGCAAAUGUCUCGUAGGCCAUUUUGGAGAUGGAGAAUUUUGUACAGAAAGAACUGUUGCAAUUCGUGGACCAAAAAGUAAAAAUGGUACUGGUCGUGUAGAGGUAUUUCACAAUGGAGAAUGGGGAACUGUUUGUGAUGACAGCUGGGAUUUAAAACAUGCUGAUGUUGUUUGUCGUCAACUUGGUUAUAAAUAUGCCAGCAAAGCUUUACAUGGAAGUUUUGUUCCUGAUGGUAAAGGAAAGAUAUGGUUAGAUGGGGUUAGAUGCAAUGGAAAUGAACAAAGUCUUUUAAGUUGUUCACAUAACGGAUGGGGAAGACACAAUUGUGGACAUCAUGAAGAUGCAGGUGUAGAAUGUUCUGAAGAUUUAAAUGAAUGUUCCCGAAACUUACACAACUGUAGUAUCCAUCGCCAGUGUGUAAACACGUUUGGAAGUUAUAGAUGCUUGUGUAAAUCUGGUUAUACAGGAAAUGGAACUAUUUGUAAUGACAUCGAUGAAUGCUCUGUUUCUACUGAAAAUAACUGUCAUGAAAAUGCGACAUGUAUAAAUACUUUGGGAUCAUUUUCAUGCAAAUGUCUCGUUGGUCAUUUUGGAAAUGGAACGUAUUGUUCAGAUCAUCCUCAAACUGUAAGGCUUCAAGGACCAAAGGCUAUUCAUGGUACUGGUCAUGUUGAAGUGUUACAUAAUGGAAAAUGGGGAACAAUUUGUGAUACGAACUGGGAUUUGAAAGACGCUGAGGUUGUAUGUCGUCAACUAGGUUACGUAAGUGCAUACAAGGCUUUAAAAGGGCAAUAUGUUCCCCGCGGUAGAAGAACAACUUGGUUAGAUAAUGUUUAUUGUAAUGGCAAGGAAUCAAAUAUUUCAAGUUGUUCAUUUAAAGGAUGGAAAGUCAGCUCUUGUAGUUCGCGCAGGAAUGCUGGGGUUGAAUGUUCUAAAGACCAACCUCCUUUGAUCAGACUUAAAGGACCAAGAAGUACAAAUGGAUCUGGUCGUGUGGAAAUAUUUUAUGAUGGAAAAUGGGGAACAGUUUGUGAUGAUUACUGGGAUAUAAAUGAUGCUAUUGUUGCAUGUCGUCAACUUGGUUAUCAGUAUGCAUCUAAGGCUCUAAAGGGAAAUGAUACAACUAACGGUAAUGGAACAAUAUGGUUAGAUGAUGUUGAUUGUACUGGAAAUGAGAUGUAUCUUUCAAGUUGCACACAUAGAAAAUGGGGAAUACAUAAUUGUAAACAUUCUGAAGAUGCUGGUGUUGAAUGUACGAAAGUUUUGAAUGAAUGCUCUAAAUCGUUACACAAUUGCCACUCCAAAGCUCGAUGUAUUGAUACAUUGGAAAGUUUUAAGUGUGAGUGUCGUUCUGGCUAUACAGGAAAUGGAGUGAAUUGUAAUGAUAUCAAUGAAUGUUCAAUUUCUACUGAGAACUGUCAUGAAAAUGCAACGUGUUACAAUACCUACGGAUCUUAUUCAUGUAGAUGUAAUUUUGGUUAUUUUGGAAAUGGAACAUAUUGCUCUGGUCCUCCUGUCAGACUUCAGGGACCAAGAAGUUUAAAUGGAACUGGUCGUGUGGAAGUAUUUUAUAAUGGAGAGUGGGGAACAGUUUGUGACGAUGGAUGGGAUUUUUACGAUGCGAAAGUUGUUUGUCGUGAACUUGGUUAUCGAUUUGCUGUUAGAGCUUUACAAGGAAUUUAUGUACCUGAUGGUCGUGGAAAAAUAUGGCUAAAUUACGUUGGUUGCUAUGGCAAUGAGGAGCAUAUUGCACGUUGUUCACAUAGCAGAUGGGGAACGCACAUUUGCGGACAUUCUGAAGAUGCUGGUGUUGAAUGUGCUGAGGUUUUAGAUGAAUGUUCUUUAUCACGACACAAUUGCCACUCUAAAGCUCAUUGUAUUGACACCAAGGAAAGUUUUAAGUGUGAGUGUCGUUCUGGUUACACAGGAAAUGGAUGGAGUUGUUAUGAUAUCAAUGAAUGUUCACUUUCUACUGAUAACUGUCAUGAAAAUUCAACAUGUCAAAAUACACCGAGAUCAUAUUCAUGUACAUGUAAAUCUGGAUAUUUUGGAAAUGGAACAAUUUGCACAGACAAACCUCCUCCUAUCAGACUUCAGGGACCAAGAAGUUCAACUGGAACUGGUCGUGUCGAAAUAUUUUAUGAUGGAGAGUGGGGAACAAUUUGUGAUUAUGACUGGGAUUUAAACGAUGCGAAAGUUGUUUGUCGUGAACUUGGUUAUCGAUUUGCUCUUAGAGCUUUACGAGGAUUUUAUGUACCUGAUGGUCGUGGUAAAAUAUGGCUAAAUUACGUUGGUUGCUAUGGCAAUGAGCAAAAUCUUUCCAGUUGUUCACAUAGCCAAUGGGGAAGUAAUAAUUGUCGACAUUAUAAAGAUGCUGGUGUUGAAUGUUCUAAAGUAUUGAAUGAAUGCUCUAAAUCGUUACACAAUUGCAACUCCAAAGCUCGAUGUAUUGAUACAGUGGAAAGUUUCAAGUGUGAGUGUCGUUCUGGUUAUACAGGAAAUGGAGUGAAUUGUAAUGAUAUCAAUGAAUGUUCAAUUUCUACUGAUAACUGUCAUGAAAAUGCAACGUGUUACAAUACCUACGGAUCUUAUUCAUGUAGAUGUAAAUCUGGAUAUUUUGGAAAUGGGACAUAUUGCUCUGACAAAGGUCCUCCUGUUAGACUUCAGGGACCAAGAAAUUUAAAUGGAACUGGACGUGUGGAAGUAUUUUAUAAUGGACAGUGGGGAACAGUUUGUGAUGAUGGCUGGGGUUUAAGUGAUGCAAAAGUUGUUUGUCGUCAGCUUGGUUAUAGAAAAGCUAAGAGGGCUCUACAAGGAGGAUUAGUUCCUGAUGGUCGUGGAAAAAUAUGGCUUGAUGAUGUUCUUUGCUUUGGUUAUGAAAAGUAUAUUUCAAGUUGUUCACAUAGGACAUGGGGAAGUCAUAAUUGUGGACAUUCUGAAGAUGCUGGUGUGGAAUGCUCAAAUGAAUUCGAUGAAUGUACUGCAAACGUACACAGCUGUAGCAUUAAUGCAGAAUGUGUCGACACUGUACAAAGUUUUAAAUGUAUUUGUAACUCAGGCUUUACAGGAAAUGGGAAAUAUUGCGAUGACAUUGACGAAUGUUCUCUUUCAACUGAUAACUGCCACCAAAACGCAACAUGUAUUAACAACAAAGGAUCAUUUUCAUGCAAAUGUAACUUUGGUUAUUUUGGAAAUGGAACCAUAUGUUCAGUACCUCGUCUAAGAUUGGAAGGACCAAAAAGUAAAAAUGGUACUGGCCGCGUUGAAAUUUUAUAUAUGGAAGAAUGGGGAACAGUAUGCGACGAUGACUGGGAUUUAAAAGAUGCUGAAGUUGUUUGUCGUCAACUUGGUUAUGAUUAUGCAGUAAAAGCUCUACCAGGAAGUCAUACACCAAAUGGUCAUGGAAAGAUAUGGUUGGAUGAUGUUAAAUGUACUGGUAGUGAACCAAAUUUAGCAAGUUGUGUAAAAAACGAAUGGGGAAGUCAUAAUUGUGAACAUCAUGAAGAUGCUGGUGUGGAAUGCUCUAACGAUUUUGAUGAAUGUUCUCUUCAGUUGCACAACUGCAGCAGUAACAGUCAAUGUAUAAACACAAUGGGAAGUUUUUCAUGUAUUUGUAAAUCUGGAUAUACAGGAACAAAUUGCACAGACAUUAACGAAUGUUCUCUGUCUAUUGAUAAUUGUCAUGAAAAAGCAACUUGUAUGAACACAGAAGGAUCUUUUUUAUGCAAAUGUAAACAUGGUUAUCAAGGAGAUGGAACGUUGUGCUCAGAGAAAAAUGACAAAAAGUACAUGCUUGAGAUUCGGUUGACAAAUCACAAGUUUUCUGAAACUUUAUUGAAUUCAUCUUCCAACGACUACAAUAACUUGAAGAAUGAAAUAGAAAGAGAGCUCGACAAUAUAUUCAAAUCGUCUGAUAAAAGUUUUUGGUACAUUGAUGCAAGAGUUCUUGGAUUUCAGAAAGGAAGUACAAUUGUAUCUUUUGUCAUAUCCUUGAAACGUCAAUUUAAUUUUGAUCCUCGUGAACUUAUAAAACAAAUAAACAAAGUUGACACAAUUGCUGGAUACAGUUUUGACAAGACUUGCACAAGAUUGAGAGCCGUUGAUGUUAAGGUGGAAAUCAAACUUUCAAAUAUAACCUUAGACAAAGAUGUAAAGAAUAAAUUUUCAUUGGCUUAUCAAAAAUUGAAAGAAAAUGUUAAUGCAAAGCUUUACAGACUUUUCAACAACACACCUGGAUUUAAUGAUGUGGAUAUUUUAGAAUUCAAUGAAAAUGAUGGUAUCACAGUGAAUUUUGCAGUCAGUUUCUUUAAAACACCAAAUGAGACAAUAGAUGUUAUUGCAUUAAACGUUGGUCGUAAGAUUAUCAAACAGUUAAAAACUGGUCACAUUGGCGAUUUCAAGGUCAACACAGAAUUUCUAAGAUUAAAAGUUCCACCUCCUCCUCCGAGGAAUGUAAGACCUUCUCAAGUAAAAGAGACUUUCAUUUAUCUGGAGUGGGAACACCCAGAUCUCUAUCAAUAUUUUUCCAUUCGUUCAUACUACAUCAAUUAUCGUAAAAGUGGUGAAAAUAUAUGGCUCAGCAAAUCUUACAGCGCUGAUCUUACAACGAAAAUGCAACUGAAUAGUUUAAAGAGCAAUGCGAUCUACGUAAUUAAGGUGGUUGCUAAGAAUGAUUACAGUUUUGGAAAAGAGAGUGAAGAAAUAGAAGUAAAAACUUUAAAAGAACAAGGAAUGUCACAGUGGUAUUAUCUUGCUCCAAUUGUUGUUGUUGUCUCUUUAAUUGCUUUAAUCGUCAUUAUAUAUUUGGCAAAAUGUACGAUUUGGAAAACAAGUAGGCGUCGUAAAUUUAGCAAUGAAGAAAAAAAAUUUUUUGAACUCACUGAAGUGCCAGAAACAAAUAAAUCGUUGAGUUCAAGCGACACAAAUAUGGAGACGCCUUUAACUGCUAACGUUUGAUGAUUUUUUUACGUUUUUGUUAAGUUUAACUAUGUUUUUGUGUCAGAAUGAUAUGAUGAAAACGGUCGACAUGCUUACGUUGUGAUUGUUGGAAAUUAUCUUUGUUUUUCUUUAUUAUUUUUAUGGAAUUUAUCAAUUUAUUUGGUUAGUUUGCUGCAACCAAAAUUUCUUAUCUAGUUGAGUUAUUUCAUUCAGUUCCUCUUAAUAAAAUUAGUAUGAGUAUGAUGAACAAAUAAA